AAAUGUACAUGAAUUACUCUCCAAACCCAAAUUUCUUUCACGCCAACCUAGCGUAACAUUCUCAUCCCAAAAGCCACCGCGCCUCAACAUCUUCUUCGACCACAACCAUAGCCAUUGGCACUCGCCCCUGCGCCAACCGAUUAUCAUUUUCCAUCUUCUUUUGGCAUCACUUGCACCCUCUAUGUUCGCCGGUCGCCACCAUUAAGCUCAUAGACCGAUUGCCACCGUGUUGUCCUCACCGACAACCGGUCAUCAUGUACAUUUGACGCCUCCGACGACUCUCAGCACCUUUACUACGCCCAAUCGUCAACAAAGUUUUCAUAGGUUUUAUUUUUUAAUAAUGGAUGUUGUGCACGGAAAAGAUGAGGUGGAAGAGGGUGAAAGCUUGCUGCAAACAAAAGGGGGUGCGAAUAUACAUGUAAAUGUUCUGUUCUUUGCUCGUGCCACUGACCUCACAGGCUUGAAGAAUAUGCCUCUGGAAGUUUCGUUGGGCAGCACUGCCAGAGAUUGCUUGGAUAAAGUUAUCAUCAAGUUUCCGGGAUUGCAAGAGAUACGUAAUUGCAUGGCCCUUGCCCUGAACAUGGAAUACACCACAGAAUCUACCAUUGUCAAAGACAAAGAUGAGCUUGCCAUUAUUCCUCCUAUAAGUGGAGGUUAGGACGCUUCAUCCCCUUGUCAUGUAAGAAAUGAAGGAUUUGGAAGCUCACAUACAUAUUACUGCAAUGAUAAUAAAGCCAUUUGCAAUGUCAUGUGUGUGUACAUACUGAUAUAAAUACACAUAUACUUGUCCGUGUACUGUGUGACAUAAAAUCAUUGUUAUUGUAUUAAAGCUUACUUCAAUUUGCCUCAACAAUUUUGGCCUAAGUGCCUGCAUCAAUCCAUCAUCAUGAGAGGAGUUAUUACUUAGUAGCAAUUUGCCUUUCCUGAAAUUCAACAAUUUGCUCCCAC
Molecule: messenger RNA, 948 nt
Organism: Cuscuta europaea
Lineage: Eukaryota; Viridiplantae; Streptophyta; Magnoliopsida; Solanales; Convolvulaceae
Source: the annotation of a GenBank genome assembly